Molecule: messenger RNA, 405 nt
Organism: Carya illinoinensis
Lineage: Eukaryota; Viridiplantae; Streptophyta; Magnoliopsida; Fagales; Juglandaceae
Product: gibberellin 2-beta-dioxygenase-like
Exons: 1
Coding region: 1-405 (134 amino acids)
Biological process (GO): response to light stimulus; gibberellin catabolic process
Source: RefSeq, a predicted model, not a curated record
AUGGUGGUUCUUUCUCAGCCUGCAGCAUUAGACGACUACUCUUUGAUACAGACACACAAGCCCCCUGACUUGUUCACUGGAAUUCCAGUGGUGGACCUCUCAGACCCUAAUGUCAAGACCCUUAUAGCUAAGGCCUUGGAAUUUGGGAUCUUCAAGGUGGUGAAUCAAGGAUUCCCAGUGGAGUUCAUGAAAAAGCUGGAAGCUGAAGCCCUCAGGUUCUUCAACUUACCCCAGUCUAAGAAAGACAGCGUUGGCCCUCCUGACCUAUUUGGCUAUGGCAGCAAGAGAAUCGGUCCCAACGGUGACGUGGGUUGGAUUGAAUAUAUCCUCCUUAACACUAAUCCUGAAGUCAUCUCCCACAAGUCAUUUUUCAUUUUCCAGGAAAACCCAGUAAUAUUUCGGUAA